AUGCCGUUCCUCCCCAGCGAUUGCACCAUCAUUGUGGUUCUACUGGAUAUGGAUUUAUUGCGGUUUUAUCCUUCCCUGGUAAAGAAUGGUGGCAUUGGUCUCAACCGAAUCGUCGUUGCUGGUCAGCACAUGCGGUUGUACACUCAGCUGACUGGUCCAACGACCAAACCUGUCGGGGAUAGUGUGCCAACACUACAAGUGAUAUCAGCCAUUCAGUAUGAGACUCAGCAAGAAAAUGUGGGUUGA
Molecule: messenger RNA, 246 nt
Organism: Opisthorchis viverrini
Lineage: Eukaryota; Metazoa; Platyhelminthes; Trematoda; Opisthorchiida; Opisthorchiidae
Exons: 2
Coding region: 1-246 (81 amino acids)
Source: RefSeq, a predicted model, not a curated record